Pezoporus occidentalis (night parrot) is the source of this 2066-nucleotide messenger RNA. It is a transcript of the gene RNPEP, whose product is annotated as arginyl aminopeptidase. The record is from RefSeq and is a predicted model, not a curated record. Gene Ontology annotation, biological process: proteolysis. NCBI's taxonomy places the organism in Eukaryota, Metazoa, Chordata, Aves, Psittaciformes, Psittacidae. Bases 179 to 1630 code for a protein of 483 amino acids. Gene Ontology annotation, molecular function: zinc ion binding; metalloaminopeptidase activity. The transcript is spliced from 12 exons.
CGCGCCGCAGCCGCUGCCCGUGCGGACCGAGCCCUUCGCCAGCUUCGGGCGGGCGCUGCUCAUCACCGUGCCCCGCGCCGAGCAGCGCCUCUCGCUGCGCAUCGACUACGAGGCGGGCGAAGGGCCCGGGGUGUGCUGGCUGGCGCCCGAGCAGACGGCAGGGAAGCAGAAGCCCUUCAUGUACACCCAAGGCCAGGCUGUCCUCAACAGGUCCUUCUUCCCCUGCUUUGACACCCCGUCCGUCAAAUGCACCUACUCGGCCACCGUGAAGGUCCCUGAGGGUUUUGUGGCUGUGAUGAGUGCCACAAGCUGGGAGAAGAAGGAAGACAACACCUUCGUCUUCAAGAUGUCCCAGCCAAUCCCCUCCUACCUGAUUGCUCUGGCCGUUGGGGACAUUGUGGCUGCUGACGUGGGCCCAAGGAGCCGUGUCUGGGCCGAGCCCUGCCUGAUCGAGGCUGCGAAGAAGGAGUAUGAUGGGGUGAUCGAGGAGUUCCUGGCGGUUGGAGAGAAGCUCUUUGGACCUUAUGUUUGGGGCAGGUACGAUAUCCUGUUCAUGCCGCCCUCCUUCCCCUUUGGUGGGAUGGAGAACCCCUGCCUCACCUUCGUGACGCCGUGCCUGCUGGCUGGGGACCGCUCCCUGGCCGAUGUCAUCAUCCACGAGAUCUCCCACAGCUGGUUUGGCAACCUGGUCACCAACGCCUCCUGGGGCGAGUUUUGGCUCAACGAGGGCUUCACAAUGUACGCCCAGAGGCGCAUUUCCACCGAGGUCUAUGGUCUGGCGUACACGUGCCUGGAGGUGGCGACGGGAAGGGCCCUCCUGCGCCAGCACAUGGACAACACCGGGGAGGAGCAUCCGCUCAACAAGCUGCGCGUGGUCAUUGAGCCAGGUAUCAAUCCCGAGGACACAUACAACGAAACGCCCUACGAGAAGGGGUUCUGCUUCGUGAGCUACCUGGCACAUCUGGUGGGGGACCAGAGCAAGUUUGAUGCCUUCCUCCAGGCCUACGUGAACCGGUUCAAGUUCCAGAGCAUCACAGCAGACGAUGCCCUCGGUUUCUUCCUUGAGUACUUCCCGGAGCUGAAGGAGAAAGGCGUGGACUCCAUCCCAGGCUUCGAGUUCAGCCGCUGGUUGGACACGCCGGGCUGGCCUCCCUUCCUGCCUGACCUCUCACCCGGGGAUGUGCUGAUGAAGCCAGCAGAGGAGCUGGCGUUGCUCUGGGCAGCCGAUGGCUUGGACAUGGAGGCGAUUGAAGCCGUGGACAUCACGGCCUGGAGGACGUACCAGCUGGUCUACUUCCUGGACCAGGUCCUGCAGAAGUCCCCCCUGCCACAAGGCAAUGUGGAAAGGCUGAGCAAGAUGUACCCAAAGAUCUCCAGGUCCCAGAACGCCGAGCUGCGACUCCGCUGGUGCCAGAUAAUCCUCAGGAACGACCUUGAGGCCGAGUACAGCAAGGUCAAGGACUUCCUCCAGAGCCAGGGGAAGCAGAAGUACACCCUGCCCCUCUACCGCGCCAUGUGGGCCGGGUCGGAGGCAGCCCGGGCCCUGGCCAUGGAGACCUUCUCUGCUACAGCUCCCCAGCUCCAUGUCAACGUCCAGAACUACGUCAAGAAGAUCCUGGGCUUGGAGUGAGCCUCAGCGGGACUCCUGCUCCUCCUGCCCAGGAGCCAGGCUCUCACCCCACAUGGGGACCCUGCCAGCUCUGGUCAGGGGUGGGCAGGUUGCUCCAGGAGGCUGGUGGCUUCUCCUGGUGCUGGUAUAGGAGGGAUGGGUCUGGCGCUGGCAUCUUCAGGGCUGGAGCAGCUGGAGGCUGGUCCUUGCCGGGCUCCUGCCAAGCCAUCACCGAUCCCAUGUGUAAAGUAAAAGAGUAAAGCUCCUCUCCUUUCUGUGGCACGGGAAGCAUCCAGCACCCAGGGAGCUGGGGAGCUGCUGCUGAGCUGGCUGGGAAGGGCUCUGCCUCCAUUCACCUUCCUGCAAAGGCAACAACUAAUGAAGACACUUCAGCGUGAAAUCAGUGACGAGAUGUAGCACAGUUAUUUUUAACAAAGUGACCUUCAUCAAGCUCAGA